Alosa sapidissima (American shad) is the source of this 4013-nucleotide messenger RNA. It is a transcript of the gene txndc11, whose product is annotated as thioredoxin domain containing 11. Bases 205 to 3045 code for a protein of 946 amino acids. The transcript is spliced from 13 exons. NCBI's taxonomy places the organism in Eukaryota, Metazoa, Chordata, Actinopteri, Clupeiformes, Clupeidae. The record is from RefSeq and is a predicted model, not a curated record.
UGCCUAAGCGGAAGUGUUAAGACUACGUGGGGAAGAAAGGUUGGUCCGAUAUGUGUUUGAAAAAUCGUAUUAUUGCCGGUGGGUCAAUGUUUUAGAAACCGACCAUUCAUGAGUGCUCGGAUCCGUUCCCCACCCCUUUAGGCAAAUGUCGGCACACCGUGCGCACCGGGGAGAAUAAAUGGGAGGGACGGCGCGAGAUCUGUAAUGCUGCGCCGGUCGCGGGUGUAUCUCCGGCAGGUGGUGAAUCUGAUGGCCCGGAGACCCGAUCUGUUGUGUGGAGCCAUCCUGCUAAGCGUCCUCCUCAUACUAGCGGUCAAAUUUACUUGCAGGGACAUUGGAAAUGGGCUUCAAUGGCCUCUUGGCCAGACGGACCUGCAGAACAAAUCCCAAAUUUGCCAAAGCCGGGCGAAGAAUGUGGUGGCCCAGGCUCCGGCGCCGGUGCGGUUCUUCGCGGCGGACGCCCCGGUGGUGGACCUGUACCUGGGCCAGCUGGAGCAGGUGGAGCGACUGAGGGCGCUGGCCGAGGUCUCGCUGGUCUUCUUCUACGCGCCCUGGUGCGCGCACUCUGUGGCCGCCCGCGACCAGCUGCAGCACGUGGCCCAACGCCUCGGCCACGAGGUGCUGUUUGUGGCAGUGAACUGCUGGUGGAACCAGGGGAAGUGCCGGCGACAGAAGAACUUCUACCAGUACCCCGUCAUCCACAUCUACUACAGAAGGUUUGGGCCCAUUGAGUAUAAGGGUCCCUUCACUGCGCUCUAUGUGGAGCGCUUUAUCCAGAAGGUUGUGACCCCUCUCACGUAUCUCCCGUCCAGGGACAUCCUCGAGGACUUCCUCUCCUACCAUGAGACAGGGGUGGUGGGGUUCUUCGAGUUCAACUCCUCCCCCCAGCCUCCAGGCUACAUCACCUUCCUCUCCUCAGCCCUGCAAGCCCUCAAGAGAGAUUUUCAGGGGGUGGUGCGUUUUGGCGUGGUGACCAAUCGCAGGGUAGCAGAGGCCAUCUCAGUCCAGGAGGAUGAGACGGUCUACCUCCACAGACACUUCAACUCCUCCCUGAUCUUCCCACGUUGGGAGCGUAACUUCACAGCGGAGAACAUCUGCAGCUGGGUGUUCCAGCACCGGGAGAGCCUGUUGCCCUGGGUGCCCCAGACCGGCGCCAAGAGCCGCAGCCUGGAGCAGGAGCUCCGCAAGGGCCCCGCGCUCCUCCUCUUCCUGCCACAUGACCCGCUGGCAGCCAAUCACCCGCUGCAGGAGCAGAUUGCGGAGAUUGCCGUGCGCUAUCACUCGUGUCCAGAGGAUCUGAUCUCACAGUACACUAAGGGCGGCGUCGGGGUCUCCCGCGUCCCGGUAGGUCCGCUCUGCUGCAACACCCUGGUGCUGCCCGGCUGGAGCUCAGUGUCCGGUUCUGCCCAGAACGUCUGCGAGCUCUGCCUGAACCGCUCCGUCGGACCUGCUGCGGUGGCCUCGGCGAACCCGGCAUCCCCAGACGGGGGCAGAAACGGGAUCGUUGACCGCGGCGGUGACCGUGGCGCUCGUGGUUCCCACCGCUGCUCUGUGCUCGAGCUGGAGGCGGUGCUGGAGUCCUACCUGCGGCACCUGUCCGUCUCGGGCGGGCGCCUCACCCCCCACGCUCACACCCACACGCCGCCCGCUCUGCUCGCCCCCACCUGCAGCAACGUCCGCAACACCUACAACCCCUUCAGCCACUACAGUGCCUGCUGUGGCCCCCUGCUGGCCAAGACGGGAAACCGCACCCGUGCCUCUUCAGACGAGUCGCAGGAGUCGCGGGUCUCCCCGAGCGAGCCCGCCAACGCCUCCGCGACAGCGGCCGCGGACGACUGCCCGUUGGGCGACGGGAUCGCGGGGCUCCGCUGUCGGACGAACAAGACGCUGCGGUUCUACCUGCUGGACUCGCACCUGCACUGGGAGCUCGCCACCCGGCUCGGAGCGCCAGGGAACCGGAACAACAGCGAUCGCACUUUCGCUGCGAUUGUGGACCUCCAAGACGAGACUCACUAUGUUCUGGAUCACAGAGGACGCCUAAUGGACACACUAGAACCCUUCAUCCAGAACUUCAGCACACCUCAUAGCCAUUUAAAGAGGCAUCUAGUCGGCGACAAAAGACCUCAACCCCCACAAUCCUUCAUUCAGGAAGUGACAACAGACACCUUCCUGGACAUUGUUAUGGACCCCAAAAGGGACGUGCUGCUCCUGUACUACACUAACUGGUGCGGCUUCUGCUCCGUGUUGAACCAUGUCCUCCUCCAGCUGGCCCGCCUCCUCCAGAGCAACCGCAGGUUCACCGUGGCCAGGGUGAACGUUGCCAGUAACGAUCUGCCCUGGGAAUUCAUGGUGGACCACUUCCCUUCCAUUCUGCUCUUCCCUAGACACAGGAAGCAGUUGAGUGUGAAGUUCGCCGACGACGUGCGCUUCACGCUCCCCAACCUGCUCCGUUUCGUCCUGACGCACACCACCGAUGAACCCCACCCUGUGGAACCCUCCUCCUCUUCCUCUUCCUCCUCCUCAUCUUCCUCUUCUUCCUCCUCUUCAUCCUCGGCAGCCCGCUCCCUCCUGGAGGCGCAGGUGCGGGCCCUCCGCGGCGAGGUGCGGGUUCUCCACCGGGCGCACGGGCGUCUCUCGCGGCAGCUGGCGGGCGUGUGGCGGGAGCGCCGCGCGCUGGCGUUCCAGGCCCGGGCGCUGGCGGCCGAGAACGGCGAGCUGCGUCGGCGCGGCGACGAGCUGGAGGAGCGCCGGCGGGAGAAGAGCCGCGAGCUGGCCGACGCCGUGGGGCGCCUGCGCGAGCUGGCCGACGCCUCGCGAGGCCUGCUGGCCGAGAACACCGUGCUCAAGGUGCUCCUCGCUGCCCUGAGGGAGCGCGGAGGAGGAGGAGGAGGAGAGGGAGGAGACGAAGAGGAGGGAGCAGUAGGAGGAGGAGGAGGAGGAGGAGACGAAGAGGAGGGAGCAGUAGAAGGAGGAGGAGACGACCGGAGAGAGACCGAUCAGGAAGGAGGAAGAGGAGGUGAGGCGGGCAACCGUGAGGUCUCAUGAUGAAGAGGAGGAUGAUGAUGAUUAUGAUGAGAGGGAAGAGGAAGAGGAAGGAACAGAUGCGUGGGCUCUGAUGGAGUGAGUCAACACUGCUGUGGCCGCCGCUGCAGCUGUAGCUGUCGGCGCUAACCACUGGUCUAGACGAAAAGCAAAGACGAGCCAACGAAGAGCAAAUGCAGGCGAAGAAAAGAGGAGAUACUUUGCCACCCUGUGGAAGACCAGGGUACUACAUCAGCUCAGCCAUUGAGGCCCAGAUUGAGUUGACGGGGGUCUGGGCACAAACCCAGAGACUGUAUGAGGCAGCAACAAAUCACAUCCUUAAAGACCACUUUAAAAAAAUGUUUUGCUUUGAAGUAGCUGUUGAUCACGUGUAAUCGGUGGGCUUCUGCUCCAUGGCCUUAAACUCAGGAGUAGAUGGAGCAGUCUGUCUGUCUGUCUGUCUGUCUGUCUGUCUGUGGAAUCAGUUAUCACCUGGACACACACGGGCCCCUCAGAUCCUGCGGUCCCAGGACAUUGAGGCAUCAUCACCUGAACCUGUACAUGGUUCUGAGGAGAGAGGGUUCUAAAAGUAGAUGGAUUGGACACGAUGCGGUUCCUCCGACCCACCCCCCAAUAGAUAACAAUAACAAAAUUAGGACUCAUCCAAAAUAUUUUUUUAGCUUCAAACAUUGAGGCUAUAUUUCCAUAUGUAUGAAGGGGAUGUAAUUGAUUGUUUCUUAGUGAUGGCAACACUUUUUUUUUUUUCUUUUUUUUUUUUCUUAAUCUUUUUCGGUUUGCCAGAUUAUAUUGUUGUUGCAGUGUUUGUCAUAAAAAAGUUUUCUAUUUUUACACGGAUCCUCGAAUCACAAAAAUAAGAGAAGAGAGCAUCUAUUCUUAUGUACGUAUUCAGGUAUGAAAAGCAAACUGCUGCAUCUGUUUACAUGAGCGUGUGAUGUACAGAUUUCUACUGAUUAAAGUUAAUUUAACUUAAA